AUGAUGCCAGGGGACAGUCAGUCCAAAACAGUGGCAAUCGCCGCGGACGCAACGGUUGGAAACUGUCAGAACUGUUCUGUUUUGCAUCAGAGCCUGACCGAAUAUGUUUCGUCAUUUCUGGCACUGAAGCAGAAGAUAACGGUUUCGGAUGACACUGUCAGGCUUCAACAACAGCAGGAAGAGCUGCAGAUCAAAUUGGUUACACUGGAGAGAAAAACCGUAGAUUAUGAAUCUAUGCAAGCAGAGCUGGAGGAAAAGAAGUGUGCUCUUAAGGUCUAUGGACAGUUGUCUGAAGAGAUGGAAAAAGUGAAGCAGGAAAACAGCAAGACAGUAGCAGAGAAUAAGAAACUUGCAGAGCAGUUAAAGGAUCUGAAAGAACUGACGGAAACACAGUCACUUGAAAAUGCACAGCUGAAGAGGGAAAAGGCUGAAGUAGAAAAUGGUUUGCUGAAAACACAGACAUCUCUGAAGCAAUCUCAGGCACAAGCAGAUCAAGUUGAAAAACUGAUAGAGGAGAAUGCCAAGACAACAAGCAUAAAGGACAACCUUGAAAAUAAAGUCAGAUUGCUCAAAGACUCAGUUUGCAAACAGAAUCAUCAAAUAACCCAAUUGACCAAAGAGAAGAUCCUACUACAGAGGAAUAUUGAUGAUCUCCAGGUGAGACUGUUGAAAUUGGAAAGAGAAAGGAAUAAAGACUAUAGGAGCAUAUCAACUCAAGCAACAUCACCCGAGGAGCCUAAAGUUGACAAAGAAAAAUUCCGGAUGCUGCUAGAGAAUUUGUGGGCAUGUGUGGAACCUCAGCAGCAGCACUCAGCAAACCUUUUGCACUUCACUGGUGAUGUAUCAUCAAAGUCAUACUCAAAAUCCAAGCAAGUUCUACCCUCCUCUCCAUCAAACAGACUGUACUCUCAACUGAGAAACAUGUCCCAGUGUGCUUCUCAAGACAUCAGUGACUCUCACAGUUUCCUCACGCAGGCAAAAGCCACUUACACACAGUUAAAACCUUUUCCUCAUGCACAGAAAACCAUCAAGCACCAUGCACCUCUCCAGUGCUCGAGUGGCAAGAAGCAACCAGACAAUCCCAAAGAGAGCAACCAAUUGUCCAAGGAACACAAAACUGAGGAAUCAUCUAUUGACUUGGGCAGCUCCAAAGUAUCCGUUAAAGAGAUCAUGGAAAUGUUUAAACCGAUGCUUUCCUGCAUAUCACCACUACCAGACUUGGAUACAGAGAUGGAAACUAUGGAGACAGAUGAUGGAAAAAAGGAAAAUCAUCCCAAACCCUCUGACGAUUCUGUUCCUCUUCAACAACAGGCGUCCUUACUCAUCAAAACAUCAGUGUCAAGUCACGGCCAAAGCUCUUCUGCACUUCCAGCAGAGGAGAAUGUGGACUCGCCAGUUGUCACAGCACACGAAGUGGAACACAUUUCUGAUGAAAAUGACUCCAAAGGACAAAAUGAGUUGAGCAGCAUUACUGAGAUGAAGGACAAAAGUACUGUAGAUGGUGAAGAAAUGCAUCUUCAAAAAGACAUGCAAACUGAGCAGGAGACAGGAACUGAGCAAUUAGUAUCAGCAUUGUCAGCAUCUUCUUCCACAUCAGACAAUACAAUUUUGGUUGAGGCUGUCUCGUUAACUAAUGAAAGUCAAGAACCAUCCUACACUGCAAAUCCAAGUGGCAACAUUGCCAGCAGCAUCCCAGAAACUGAAAAUGUUUUAGGAAAGGCAAAUGAUGAUCAGUCAGAGACUGUUACAAAGAUGGAUGUAGACACAGACCCUAGUGAUGUUACACAUGCCAAAACAGUCCCUCCUGAUGAUGGAGAGUCGCCCAGAGAAAGGGACAACACUUUAGUCUGUGAAGAAGCAGGAAACGUAUCCUCAACAAUCACUGACUCUGUGAAAGACACUGAGGUUUCAAAUACAGAAAAUGGCUCAGAAGUUGAAAAAAGUCCGCAGGAUCCUUGUUGUUUGAGACAGGAGGGUGAAGAUGCCACUGUCGUAAAGCCGCAGGAGAUUACAUUUUCUCUUGACAAGGACACAGAGGUGCCGGAAGAUAACCUUUGUUCAUCAAGCAGCAGUAACAGCUUCAGUAGUGUGUCAAAUAAAAAUGUUAAAGAGAGGUUUGAAAAUGAUGGAUCCUUAAAAGUUCUUGAGGUGGAAAAUAGUAAUGAAGAAGAAAGAACUGCGAAAGCUGAUAAAACACAUUCUUCCCCAGAGUCUCGUGGUACUAGACCUCCCUCACCUCAAAUAUUUUCACUGUUAAAGAUGGAAGAUGCAGACAAAGGCCAUGCUGGCCAAGAAUCUGCUCAAGCAAACGUUAAAAAUACUCCUUCAAAAAAGAAAGUUGACACAGAGACAUUGAACGGUGAAACAGUGGCUGAUCAUGGGCCUUCCCUUUCUGACAUCCAAGAGACGACGACUGUUAACUGUGAAUCCAUGAAAGAAAAUACACACUCUAUGUGCAGGCGGUUGAGUCCUUCAUGUCUGUUACCCACCGUAAAACUGCAGGCAUUGGAAACUCGCCCAAACCCAGGAGAAUUGAAUGUUGUUGAUGAAAUUGAACACUUUUCAACAAACAAAAAAACUGUGCCUAAUCCAGAGGAAGAUGGUGUAAUUAAAAAGGUUGUUGUCAAAGACUUCCCUCAGGACAGAAUAGACACAAGUUGUACUACCUCAUUAAUUCAGUCUACUGCGGCCAAAGAUGGGCAAAAUAAAUGUUUGGAGGCAGGUACAAGAGUGCUUGAAAAACAAAGCUCACAUCUGAUCAGAGAGGAAGAAGCUAGUCCAGCAGCAGCUUCAGCUACAGAUAAAAAAACAGAGUUCAUAGGUCAAGUUCGCUCUGAAAUGGGCCCUCCGCUCCCUCCUGUCCUAACCCCUCUGAGUACCCCAACAAAAGCGGGAAAAUCAAUCAAUCCAAGGCAGGCUAUUGGGAAACUCUCUUUUCCCUCUCCCAUGGAUAGAUUGGCUUCUCCUACCACUCCUGUCCUGACCCAUAUGACCCCGAACAGUCAGCACCUGAAUUCUUCAUCCCUAAACAGUCCACUCCCUUCAAACGGAGUCCCCUCAUCGCCACUUCAGUUUGGCUCUGCUACUCCAAAACAUGCUGUGCCGGUCCCAGGUCGCCUGCCCCUAACAGCAAUGACUUCCUCCCCUUCCUCUUCCUCCAGUCCUUCUCAGGAAAACUCCAUGAGGAUUCUUGACACCAUGUAUCCAGAGCUCUCUGCACGCGCCCGAACUCUGAGCAUCCUCAGAGGGAACGUCAGUCUCAGCAUUUGCUCUUCAGAGAGCGGAACAUUACCCACAACAACCGACAGUCAGAUGUCUGGCUUUAAAACUAUCAACUCUACUUCAACAGCAUUCACCAAGACUGAGACAAGAGGAGGAAAAAGACAGGCCAACAGUUUGCCUCAACUUAAAAACAACAAAUGUCCCAGGCUUGACAGCUGCUCUCCCACAGUCAGUCACGAGCAGCUACCUUCCUGCUCGUCAAACAGUGGAGAGGAAGCCACCUCACCCCAAACUCUGAGGCCCGAACAGCUCAAAAGUCCAUCUCGGCCCAUGCAAGUUGGAGAACCUGCAGAGCAGAAUCUUGUAGUCAGCGCUUUAAAGAAAAUUGAAAACAAGUGCUUUGAUCUACUGCCUGUGAUCCAGAGCCACCUGUAUGUUGGCACCCUCCCCAAAAAGCCAGUCUUGAGAGAUGAGGAGAAGGAGGUCAUCUCUGAGAUUUGCCAGAGCAGCUUGGCAGAUGAUAUGAUCAUGGCCAUUCUGAUUAAACUGAAAACUGAGAAAAGGGACCUCAGUAGAAACUACAUGCAGGCCCUCUGUAGAGUCUACACAGGCAUCUGUAGACAGAGGAACCACUGGGAGAAGGCUCGCAUACUGGCGUACAGCAUUCUCACAGAAGAUUUCCCAGAUUCUACCAAGCUGAUUUUGUUUAUGGUGACAACAUGGCCCAGUGUUCUCUCGCACAGUAGUUUGCUGUGCCAGGCCAUACAUGCUGUCACCAAACUGACAGCACAGGAAGAGAUUCUCAGCUGCCUGUCACCAUUGUUUGGUUGGGAAAAGAGUCCUCCCUGUGACAUCGACCAGCUGAUCUCCAGAGCACUGUCUGCUCUUCAGUCGGGGACAAAUCUGUCUUUCACACAACACAGUCGUUACGGGUUUGACCUGGGGGCUGAGGCUUGGGAACUUGUCUUCACACUGCACCUCCUUUGUGCACAAAAGGAUUGGAAGUGGACCUAUGACAAUUUAUUGGGCAAGGAGUUGUGGCCAAUAAUGAACACAUGGGUGACACAGCCCAGAGAUCAACAAACACCUGUUUCUAAUGUAGCUGUCGCCUCUGUGCUCCGACUCAUAGGAUACCUCGGUCAUCUGGGAAUCAAGGAGAGGUGUGUUUCCUCUGUGACAACUGUUGCUAAUGUCAUCAACACGUUUGUUAGGCAUGGACAGACUGAAGGUGUGCCAUGGCAGGUCCAGUUAGCAGCUGUCUACUGCAUUUACGAGCUGUCUCCCUGCAACCCCAAACAAGCCCUGGACGCCCUUGCAGCGUGGCGAGAAGAAACGUCUCAGAGCGUGCCUCCUGCUGUUAAUAGCUGCAUGAACCAGUUAGCCUCUAUCUGUAGACAGGUCAAGAGCUGAGGGAUGACACACAUGCUGUACAAAUCCACAUGCACAUGCAAAUCUGUACCUAUGUCAAAGACAGGGAGAAUGAAGAUCCCACCAUGCACCUCAAUAUUCAUUUAACUUGCUGACUGGCAGCCCACGAUGGAGCUGUUUACCAUUUGUGCACAUGAACAGUGACUCUUCCUCAUACAGUGUGUCUGAAGGUUCGCAGUAAAUCUUAAGGUCAGAGUUUAAACAUUUAAACAGCUUAAACAUUAGCUUUUUUGUUUUUUUAUGUGCACUUCUACUAUAAAAUGAACAUGUUAGGUAAAUGCAUCUGUUCUCCAAUUUUGUAGCAAAUGUUUCCUCAAUUUUUAAUGUAAAAGACAUCAAAAGUUUGGUUUUGUAAAGUUUUUUAGCUGUCCACACCCUGUAAAUGUACUGGUAUGACUUCCUGCCUGUCUGCUAUACUCAGGUAACGCUCUAAAAUAUUGUAAAACAUGUACAUAUAUAUUCUGAUGUAACAGGGUGCUGCUGUAAAUGUUUUCUGAUUCAAAUGUUUGUAAAUAUUGAGGUGUUAAAGUUUGUAUUAAUGAAAAAUAAGAUUGCCACAGUAAAUGUUUUGUACAGUUUAAA
This is a messenger RNA of Seriola dumerili (greater amberjack), 5232 nucleotides long. RefSeq names its product interactor of little elongation complex ELL subunit 1 (gene ice1). The transcript has 20 exons. Bases 1 to 4632 code for a protein of 1543 amino acids. Lineage: Eukaryota; Metazoa; Chordata; Actinopteri; Carangiformes; Carangidae. The record is from RefSeq and is a predicted model, not a curated record.